UAUAUGUCCAUGCAUAUCGGUAUAUGGCACCUGUUCGCUCCCGCAGUGUAUUGAACGUCGCUCUCUAUUUUUUAGGACAUUCUUCUGUCAAAAUGUCUUCUUUCUCGCGACCAGCUAAAUUGUCAUUCAAUGAUUUUGAUGCAGUCGGUGUAGAUUUAGAUCAUACUCUGUGUAAAUACAAGUUGGAUAACACGUUUCCGUUGAUUUAUAAGAGUCUAGCUGAGGCAGUUGUUAGCAGGAAGGGGUACAGUGCAGAGCUUCUUGAGCCUUUUGAUAAAGACAAAGACUUUUGCACAAAGGGUCUGGUCUUUGAUGCCAAGAAGGGGAAUUUCCUGAAGCUGUCUAGAGAGGGCGACAUACUGAGGGCAAGCCAUGGGACCACACCUCUGAGCCAGGUGGAAGUGUGCGAGAUCUACGGUAGUCAAGCAAGAUGGGAACACUUUGACUUCUUGAAAGAUACCCUCAAGCAAACAGGUAGGAAGAGGAUAAGUAUAGACCUGUCCAUCACCACAUCCUUUGUUACUCCUAUGCCGGUGGCAGCUAUUUGUGACAAAGUAACUUUUUUUGUUUAA
Messenger RNA from Lytechinus variegatus (green sea urchin), 572 nucleotides. RefSeq names its product 5'-nucleotidase domain-containing protein 1-like. The transcript has 3 exons. The record is from RefSeq and is a predicted model, not a curated record. Gene Ontology annotation, molecular function: 5'-nucleotidase activity. Lineage: Eukaryota; Metazoa; Echinodermata; Echinoidea; Temnopleuroida; Toxopneustidae. Bases 24 to 572 code for a protein of 182 amino acids.